This is a messenger RNA of Sclerotinia trifoliorum, 2228 nucleotides long. The record is from the annotation of a GenBank genome assembly. NCBI's taxonomy places the organism in Eukaryota, Fungi, Ascomycota, Leotiomycetes, Helotiales, Sclerotiniaceae.
AACAGUAACCUUCCCUUUACCAGUAUUUUCUUAAGCUUCACUUGAUAUUAGCAAUAAUCAACAAUCAACAAUCAACAUUCAAAAAUCAAGAAAAAGAACCGAGGUUCGGAUAUACAAGGGUUUAUGGUGUUUUUUCUCUCUCUUCUUCUGCUUGUUUCUUCAUUUCGAGAACUUUUUUUAUUGCAUGCCAAACGGAAGGUUAGGAAUUUUUAUACAUUUCAUUUUUUGUUAUCAACAACUCCUUCAUACCUCAAAUAGAAGAGAUUCAUUAUCUUCUACAGUCUUCAUAAUUCAAUAAGUCUCCUCUUCCAGUUUGGCGGAUCUGGCUGCUUCUUUUAUACGUAUCAGUUUUCUGCCCUUUCCUAAUUUGAUAUUCCUUUCAAUAUCAGAUCAAAGUUUGGAGAUAGUCUUCUAUCGCAAGGCUUCACUCUAGUUCCCAUCUCGAAAAUCCCUCGAAAUCCUCGAAAUCCUAUCGAAAUCUACCAAAUAUGGCUUCCGCAACUGUCCAUUUCUCAAAACCUUCACCUUCUCUAUUUACAUUUCCUCCAAAGAAUGAUCCUCAAACUUUACCCCCUCCGAUACCAGGUUCAACACUUUCUGCCCCUCCUUUCGCGAUCGACCCCUCAUGGUUUAAUGCCGCCCUCGAUGUUCGAGUCCCAAUCACAAUUGCAGCGGUUUAUGCAGUAACUGUUACACUCGUCAAUCAUUAUAAUAGACGCGCUGGGAAUAAACCAUGGUCAAUCAGUAAAACCAAGGCUUUCUUCGUCUUCGUCGUGGCACAUAAUAUCUUCUUGGCCGUAUACUCUGGAUGGACUUUUAUUGGCAUGUUUGGAGCUCUCAAGAGAUCAAUUCCAAAUCCCAUGGGUCCAGCUGGUUUCACAGGUACCGUCGAUAGUUUAUGCAAAGUUCAUGGAGUUACUGGUUUGGAUAAUGCUAUGACUUAUAAUGCGAGCAUGUCAAAAUGGACCGCUGAAUUACCAACCGAAUUCAAAUUGACCAGCGCUGGAAUUCCAGAUUCUACUGAUUUGGGUAGAUUAUGGAAUGAGGGUCUUGCAUUUUAUGGAUGGUUCUUCUAUCUUAGCAAGUUUUAUGAGGUUCUUGAUACCGUCAUUAUUUUGGCAAAGGGAAAGAGAAGUUCGACUUUACAAACUUAUCAUCAUGCUGGUGCUAUGAUGUGUAUGUGGGCUGGAAUUCGAUUCAUGUCACCACCAAUUUGGAUGUUUGUAUUUGUUAAUUCUGGAAUUCACACAUUGAUGGUAAGUUUAAAGGUAUUUUUGAUAUCAAUGAAGACUAACAUUUUACUUUAGUAUACCUAUUAUACACUCACAGCAUUUUCCAUACCUAUCCCACAAGCUCUGAAGCGCAGUCUAACAACAAUGCAAAUUAUUCAAUUCCUCGUUGGAGCUACCUACGCUACACUUCAUUCCUUUAUCUCCUAUACAGUAUCUGUUAAAGUUCCUUCCAUUCCAGCCACCAUCUCCUCUGUUGUGUCUUCAGCAUCAGUAGUCGCUACUUCGGCCGCAGCAAUCGCAACCUCAGAAGGUGUCUCGGCUUUCAUCAAAAAACUUCUCUACCGCGCAGUUGGUGAAGAAGGUCUAGCCGAAAAUGUCAACGCUCCAGCUUUUACAGAAGCCGCUCAAGCACCUAUUGCUUCUCAUAAAUCACAUUCGAAAAUCACAUAUGUCACUGAAACUCGUACAAUUCCUUGUAUUGAUACUAGUGGACAAACAUUCGCCGUUUGGCUUAAUGUAGUUUAUCUUACUCCAUUGACAUUCCUAUUUGUAAGAUUCUUUAUCAAAUCUUAUAUCAGGAGAACAUCUGGAGGUGGAAAGAAAUCAGGAAGGAAAGCUAGUUUUGUAGCAGCGGAAAAGGCGGGAUUUGAUGCGUUGAAGGGAGUGGAGAGGGAAUUGAGUAGAGGAGAAAAUGCACUUGGGGGAAAGUUUGAGAAGAUUUGAGUGAGGGGAGAAAAGGCGGAAGAGAAAUGGAUUGAUGUGGAUCGGAAAAAAAAUGUAAUAGGAGGUUAGGAAGGAAUCCGUACUUUGUAUUUGGGUUUAUUAGGUCUUCUCUUCUUUUGUGAAAAUAUGUUUAAAUGUGAGACGAAGGGGAAGAAGGGAAGAAAAAGGAGUUGGAAUUGAAUUGAGUUCGAAUGAAUGAAUGAAUGGAUUAUAAAUCGAUGAAUGAAUAAAAAAUAAAAAUAUAAUAUAAGAUAAACAUAAAAAAAGGAGAGA